AGAUUGUUAAAAUUGACUUGUUCAAAAUAACAUUGUUAAAAUUGAUGUAUCAUCUACCUUAGUUUCUUUGCGUUUCAGACCACCGAAAAACUACCUACGGUAUUUUUAAUAUCUUUGAUCAAUCCUAAUUUAUAUGCAUGUUCAUAGUUGGUUUCAGUACUAAAAUAUGAUUAUAUGUUUAAUCUUUAUUUUGAGAAUGUCUUAUAUGUGAAGCUAUUAAUCCUUAAAAAUCCAUGGAAUCUGAAUCUUUUAGCAAACAAUAUAUAUAUAUACACCAACGAGUUACAUAACUUGUUUAAUCGUCCUAAUCAAGAAAUGGAGGAUAUAUAUUUUUAUUGUCAAGAGAAAAGUAUUGUUCUUUAAUUGUAGUAAUCGAUUUAUUAAAGAGGAAAAGCUUAAAUAGAAUAAAUUAAAGGGCGUACUAGAAAGAGUAGAUAAUUAACAUUGCACACGUAAAGAAUUAACUUUAAAGAAUGAAUUACAAUACUAUUUAUAUAGAUAUAGAUGUUUGAAGGUCUCUGGCACCAAAUACACCAAGGGAAGCAAGCAUAUUUGCUGAGAAAGCUUGAAGCAGUUCAAACAAUUUUGGAUUGUCAAUCAAUUUCUUGAAUUUUCCUAGUAUUUAUAUGGAACUUAAACUUGAUAUUGAACCCUCAGAAGUCACUGAGAUCAUUCCUUGGGAAGUUGACAAUCAAGUUAAUUUGCUUAGUGAAGCAUAUCACUUGGUGUAUGGAGGUUCAACGAAUUUGUUGGGUUCCUCUAAUUUAUUAGAAAUUGAGACCCCUACGAAAAAUACAGUGUUACAUAUUGCAGCUUCGUAUGGUAAUAAUGACAUUGUGAAUCUUGUAAUUGAACAUUCUCCAAAACUUUUGUUCACAUUCAACAAAAACAAUGAUAGCCCCUUACAUGUUGCUGCAAGAGGUGGACACAUCUCAACCGUUAAAACACUAUUAGCAAGUUAUACUAAUAUUGAACGGCGUGAUAUAAAAAUGGCAUGGUUAGAAUACAGUACUAACAGUAGGAAUGAUUUAGAAGACUAUGAUGAGGUGUUAAAUAUGGAGGACCUAUUAUGUUUUGUGAACAAGGAGAAUGCUCAAGGAAACACUAUGUUACAUGAGGCAAUGUUACGUGGCAAGAGCAAUGGUGGGCAUGAGAUUUUCAAUGUUUGUGAACUUUACAAAACUGAAGACUGGUUAAAGAAUUCAUUGGCAAGUUGUUGUUAUGAAUUUGCGUUAGAAAUGGUUAAUUAUGCAAAGAAAUCAGUACUUUACCUUGCGGUUGAAAAUGGGGACGAGGAUGCAGUCAAACUAAUCUUAGAGAAUUGCCCUAAGAAUGAUGCUAAGCCGAAGGGAUUAUCGCCCAUUGUAGCAGCAAUCAUGAAACAGAAUCAAGAAAUACUAAGCAUCAUACUAGAAAACAAGCCAAUUUGGAUCCAUUUAAGGGACAAAGAUGGAAGGCUUCCUCUUCAUUACGCAGCAUCUAUAGGUUACCUUGAAGGUGUUUAUUUAUUACUUGGCACAUGCAAAUGCUGCACAAUUCAAAGGGACAAUAAUGGUUAUUUCCCAAUUCAUCUAGCAUCUUAUGGUGGCCAUGUGGAAGUAGUGAAGAAGUUGUUGGAAUAUUGUCCUGAUCCCAGAGAGAUGCUCGACACUUUUCUUCAACAAAAUAUUCUUCACAUUGCAGCAAGCAAUGGAAAACAUGACGUGAUACGCUACAUACUUGAAAAUCAAGUUGGUGAACACCGUCAGAUGAUAAAUCAAGAAGAUAGGAAUGGAAACACCCCUUUGCAUUUGGCUUCAACAUUUUGUCAUCCCGCAACUGUGUACUACAUAGUUAACCAAAAUAAGGAAAAAGUGCAUCUAGAUAUUGUUAACCAGAAUAACGAAACGGCUCUUGACACUGUUGGUCCACUCACAAAUAAUUCACGUUUCAAAAAGCGUCUUACAAGUAUUGCACUUAAAUCUGCUGGUGCAAAGCGAAGUCCAAGAAGAUCAGCAGCACUAGUCUAUAUUGAACAAGAGCAUGAAGAAUCCCAAAGGAGCAAUGCAAAUUCAACCAAAACAGAACAAAAAAUAAAAAGAAAAGAAUUGCACCAACAGAGAAAGGAAAAAGAAAAAGAAAAGGAAAAAGGUUUGGAUAGAUAUAGGGACAGAGCAGAAAAAGUCCCCAACAACAUUGUACCACAAUAUUUAUCGGCAGAAGUCCCCAACCCCACAUUUAAAGACAUGGUAGAGACACUGAUAUUGGUUUCAACCCUUAUAAUCACUGCAUCAGUAGCAGCAUGUUUUGCUGUUCCAGGUGAAGCAGAUGGAAAAGCAAACAACCUAUGUCAUGCAAUGUUUCAAGCAUUCAUUAUCUUCAUCACAAUAUCAUUAUUCAGUUCCAUUAGUUCUAUUAUCAUACUCUUUUGGGCAACACUUGGAUUAACUGAAUUGGUGAAAUUCUCUCUGAAAAUUGUUAUGCCAAUUCUUGGAAUCGCUCUCAUCUCACUGUCUUUGGCUUUCAUUGCUGGCCUCUACACUGUUAUCAGUGAACUUACUUGGUUGGCAAAUGUGUUUCUGGUUAUGACAUUGAUUUUUGUUGUGGUUGAGAUUCUUUUAUAUAUGCUCCUUUUCCUUCCAUCAUCAUCAACUAGCAUACCAUUGCGGUACAUUUCCUACUACCCCUUUCUUUUUCUAGCAUGGAUAUUGCAGAGAACAAAAAUUGAUCAUGGUGUUAAUCCUUGGUCAUAUCUUCGGUAUGACAGCUAUUUGAACCCUCAUCGACCUGGCCUGGCCGCCCAACCAAAGCAAGAUGCAGCCUUAUCAAGGAAUGUUAGUAGUUAUAAGGAACCUGGAUAUGAAAUUGAACCCUUAGAAGUAACUGAGAUCCUUCCAAACUGUUGCGAAUUUGAUAAUCAAAUUAAUUUGAUUAGUGAAGCAUACAACUUGGUUUAUGGGGUUUCAACGAAUUUGUUGGGUUCCACUAAUUUAAAUAAAAUUGAGACACCUGUGAAAAAUACCGUGCUACAUAUUGCAGCUUGGAAUGGUAAUAAUGCCAUUGUGAAUCUUGUAGUUGAACAUGCUCCAAAACUUUUGUUCACAUUUAACAAAAACAAUGAUAGUGCCUUACAUGUUGCUGCAAGAGGUGGACACAUCCAAACCGUUAAAAAGCUAUUAGCAAGUUAUGCUAAUAUUGAACGGCAUGAUAUAAAAAUGGCAUGGUUAGAAUACACUAACAAUUUGGAUGACCCAAAAGAGUAUGAUGAAAAGUCAAAUAUGGAGGACUUGUUAGAAUUUGUGAAGAUGAAGAACGUUCAAGGUAACACUAUGUUACAUGAGGCAAUGUUAUGUAACAAGAGCAAUAAUAUUAGUGGGGAUAAUAUUUUUGAAGUUUGUGAACUUUACGAAAAUGAAGAUUGUUUGGGGAACUCAUUGGCAAAGUGUUGUUAUGAAUAUGCGUUAGAAAUUGUUAAUCAUGCAAAGAAAUCGGUACUUUAUCUUGCGGUCGAGAAUGGGGAAGAGGAUGUAGUCCAGCUAAUCUUGGAGAAUUGCCUCAACAGCAAUGAAGCCAAGCCAAAGGGGUUAUCACCUGUUGUAGCAGCAAUCUUGAAGCGGAAUCAAGCAUCGUAUGGUGGCCAUGUGGAAGUAGUGAAGAAGUUGUUGGAAUAUUGUCCUGAUCCCACAGAGAUGCUUGACACUUCUCAUGAGCGUAAUAUUCUUCACAUUGCAUCAAACUAUGGAAAAUAUGAGGUGGUGCAAUACAUUCUACAAAGUCAAAGUAGUGAACGUUAUAAGAUGAUAAAUCAAAAAGAUAAUAAAGGAGAUACCCCUUUGCAUUUGGCAGCAAGAUCAUGUCAUCCUAGAACUGUGUACUACUUAGUUAACCAAAGCAAAGAAAGAGUGAAACUUAAUUUGGUUAACCAAAACAAUGAAACAGCUCUUGACAUUGUUAGUGCACUUUUCGAGCUUGAUAAAUCAUCUUUGAGACAGCUUCUCACAUGGACUGCACUUAAAUCUGCUGGUGCAAAGCGAAGUUCUAGAAAAAGAAAUGAAAAGUCAACCACAACAGAACAGAAACAAAAAAACAAUGAAAAAGGAAAAGAAAAAGAAAAAGUAUCUGAAAGAUAUAAAGACAGAAUAGAAAACCUCACAAUUGUUUCAACACUUAUAAUCACAGCAUCAGUAGCAGCAUGUUUAGCUGUUCCAGGUGAAGCAGAAGGAAAAGCACACAAUCUAUGUCAUGCAAUGUUCCAUGUUUUCAUUAUCUUCAUCACAAUAUCAUUGUUCAGUUCAAUUAGUGCUACCAUCAUACUCUUUUGGGCAACACUUGGAUUAACUGAAUUGGUAACUUUUACUCUCAAAAUUGUUGUGCCGCUUCUUGGAAUCGCUCUCAUUUCAUUAUCUUUUGCUUUCAUUGCUGGUCUCUACACUGUUAUUAGUGAACUUAAUUGGUUGGCAAAUGUGUUUCUGGUUAUGGCUCUGAUUUUUGUUGCGGUUGUGAUUUUUUUAUAUAUGCUUCUUUUCCUUCCAUCAUCAUCAACUAGCAAGCCAUUGCGGUACAUUUCUCACUACCCUUUUCUUUUCUUGGCAUCACAAACUGAAAGUAAACCUGAUCAAGAUGUUAUUCAUUAGAUCAUUGAAUAAGUUAGCCCCACUUAAUUAUCUUUAUGUAUCCCUUUUUGUGUGUAUGUAAGUGUGAGAUGUAAUUGUGUGUCUAUUUUGACCAAUAUGUAUGUUUCUCUUAUCGU
This is a messenger RNA of Medicago truncatula (barrel medic), 4729 nucleotides long. RefSeq lists its product as uncharacterized. The record is from RefSeq and is a predicted model, not a curated record. Bases 627 to 4613 code for a protein of 1328 amino acids. Gene Ontology annotation, cellular component: plasma membrane. Lineage: Eukaryota; Viridiplantae; Streptophyta; Magnoliopsida; Fabales; Fabaceae. The transcript has 8 exons. Gene Ontology annotation, molecular function: protein binding.